Messenger RNA from Tetranychus urticae (two-spotted spider mite), 1207 nucleotides. RefSeq names its product ribosomal RNA processing protein 36 homolog. The record is from RefSeq and is a predicted model, not a curated record. Gene Ontology annotation, biological process: maturation of SSU-rRNA from tricistronic rRNA transcript (SSU-rRNA, 5.8S rRNA, LSU-rRNA). NCBI's taxonomy places the organism in Eukaryota, Metazoa, Arthropoda, Arachnida, Trombidiformes, Tetranychidae. Gene Ontology annotation, cellular component: 90S preribosome; nucleolus.
CCGGGAAACGGGAGCAAAGCCCAGAGAGAAGUAGAGAUAGGAAAGGUGAUUGGGUGAGAUUAAAGAGUCAGGGAUAGUGGGAGCAAGAAUGCUCUCAGAUACAGCUAAGCUCAAUUCAACAAGAGAUAUUUGAUCAACUCUCAUUUCCCAUGUCAACAUUAUGCGAAUCCAAACUUAUAAACACUUUAACAGCUUUAUAUAGCUUUAAACAAUUUUAGCUUAUAAUAAUUUCAGUCUUUACUUUGGUUCUUUAUUUUCCCUUAUAUGGUCUAUUUGAAUAAAUAUGAAAAAAUUACCACGUUUUCACCGAAGUAUUCUGAACACUUUUUCACGUUUUCAUUUCAAGAUUAAUUUAAUAUUCAGAAUCUUUUAAUUACAAAUUGUUCCUAAUCUUUCAAAUAGAACUUUAUUUUUAAAUAACAGGUGGCGCUGCCUGCAAACAUGUGAUUUUUGUAAACAAUAUUUUGGAUCAAAAAGUAAUAAUAAUUUGAGUAAAAUUUGUAUCAACUGUUCUCUAUUGUUUUGAGUAGUAAUGAAUUUCAAAAGGAAAAAAUUUCAUGGACGAAAAAAACAUGAUGAUGAUAGUGAUAAACCACUGGAAUUUUCGUCCAAAAAGAGACCUCCGAUUCUCAAGAUUUUUACUGACAAGAGAAAAGUUGUGAGAGAUCCUAGGUUUGAAGAAACUAGUGGAACGUUCAAUCCAACUAUUUUUGAACAGAAAUACGGCAAUAUCAUCAAGGAAGCAAAAGACAAGGAUAAAAAUGAACUAUUGAGCGAACUCAAACGUGAAAAAGAUCCUGAAAGAAUCACUCAAAUAAAGUAUUUGUUGAAAAGAAUCAGUGAAAAAGAACACGCCGAAGAACACAGUAAAAAUAAACUUCAGUUAGUGAAAAAAUUAAAGGAAGAGAAGCGAAAGCAGUUGAAACUGGCAUCUAAAGGACCUGUAUUUUUGAAAAAAUCGGAAAUCAAACAAGCACAAUUAGUGGAGAAAUUCAAAGAGUUAAAACAAUCACAGAAAUUAUCCAAAUAUAUUGAAAAGAAAAGAAAACGGAAUGUUGCUCGUGAAAGAAAUAAGAUGUUCUCUGAUAACUAUGAUGAUGAUGAUUAGUUUUUGUUGAUUGCCUCUUUCCAACUGACUUUGAGCCGUUAUUUUUUGUCCAUCGUAACUUAUUUAAUCCAUCAAUAAAACGUUAAUUUUUAACCGUUU